Schistocerca cancellata (South American locust) is the source of this 3432-nucleotide messenger RNA. It is a transcript of the gene Gdap2, whose product is annotated as protein GDAP2 homolog. The coding region runs from base 439 to 1953 and encodes 504 amino acids. The record is from RefSeq and is a predicted model, not a curated record. The transcript has 19 exons. NCBI's taxonomy places the organism in Eukaryota, Metazoa, Arthropoda, Insecta, Orthoptera, Acrididae.
UCAGUCGUAGGCAGGCAGUGGUUUGGAGUGCUGUGUUGAGUGCGCGUCGUGUGUCUCGUGCGCUUGCAAGAAACUGAAAAUUCAGGGAACGCCGGUCUGGAUUACGGAGACGAUCGGGUGCAAGUAAUGGGCAGCCACUAAGUGAUUUUGGAUGCUGUCAGAAAUGAACAUCACAUUAGCUCAUUGAAUGGGACAUACGGAUCGCGCCUUCUAGAUACCUGUCGAAAAUCUGCACGUUGCACUCCACAAAACAGACGACGCUGCACUUCGAAACUUCGCUUUCCUGGCUGGUCCUUUAGUUCCAAGGACAGCCGGUCUCCCGUGACGGGCGAAAGGUAGCGGGACGGUGCGUCGCAGGAGUGCCCGCGGGACAUGCUCUGGAGUUCCCUGGUGCCCGCCUGACCUCCCGCCUGCUACACCUGCGCAGCAACGAGUUUGAUGAGGCUGACGAUGGACCCCCUGGAGCAGGCGGGCGAGUGGCUGCGAGGCGACUCGCUGCCGCGCUGGAGCAGCACGCAGCCCAUGCAGCGCCUGCUCGACUACAGCGCCUCUGGCGAGCUGCGCAAGCACUCCACCAGCCCCUUCCCCUACAGCCCCGAAGUCAACCAAAGGGUGGUGCUCUGGAAUGGGGAUAUUACAUCUUUGAAUGUGGAUGCUAUUGUCCAUUCAACAAAUGAAUCGAUGAAUGAAAGAAAUCCAGCAAGCGACAGGUUAUUUGCUCGAGCUGGUCCUGGUCUCAGGGAAGAAAUAUCUACAGAAAUAAAAGAAUGCCGCACAGGAGAAGUACGUGUAACUCAGGGAUACAAUCUUCCAGCACGAUUUAUCAUCCAUACUGUUGGUCCAAAAUACAAUGUUAAAUAUCAGACUGCAGCAGAAAAUACAUUGCAUAGUUGUUAUCGAAAUAUUUUACAAAAGGCUUGUGAGCUGAAUAUUUCUUCACUUGCUCUAUGUGUAGUGAACUCUGUUAGAAGAAACUACCCACCUGAUGAAGGAGCUCAUAUAGCAAUACGUACAGUGCGCCGCUUCUUAGAAAAACACCACAGCUCUCUGGAAACUGUAAUUUUUGCUGUGGAGAACACAGACCUCGGAAUUUAUGAGGUUCUGCUGCCUCUCUACUUCCCACGAUCCCUCCAAGAAGAGGAGAAUGCUUUAUGGCAACUGCCAUCUGAUGUUGGUGGAUUGUAUGGAGAACCUGUAUAUCCAGACAGGCAGAUACGCAUCAUUGACAAUCCACAACAUUCACUGGAUCCUGAUGAUUCGAUAGACCUAAGUUCCCACAUGGAUACCACCAUAAGUGUGGGGGAGCACGCCUUUAGCCAAAUGCAGGGAGACCUCGACCAGCAGCGGCUCCUGGGCGAGCGACCACAGUCUGAUCCUCUAGGUGACCUCAUGGUUAAAGAAAUGCAGAACAAAGAGAGGUACGAGCGACUGCUCCGACGGGCCAAAACAGAGGAUCUGUCUGAGGUAUCAGGCAUUGGAUGCCUCUACCAGAGUGGCGUUGACCGCUUUGGUAGACCUGUUAUAGUAUUUGUUGGCAAAUGGUUUCGCUUUAAGGAAAUUAACCUUGACAAGGCACUGCUAUAUCUCAUCUACCUGCUGGAUCCAUUAGUGAAGGGAGAUUACAUAAUAGUGUACUUCCAUACUUUAACAUCAACUGCUAAUCAUCCUUCUUUGACAUGGCUUCGAGAAGUAUACAAUGUGCUGCCUUACAAGUACAAGAAAAAUCUGAAAUCAUUUUACAUCGUUCAUCCCACAAUUUGGACAAAGAUGAUGACAUGGUGGUUUACAACAUUUAUGGCUCCAGCCAUCAAGCAGAAGGUCCACAGCCUUCCUGGUGUAGAAUACCUGUACAGUGUAAUGUCCCCUGACCAAUUAGAGAUACCAGCUUAUAUUACAGAGUAUGAUAUGUCGAUUAACGGCCUAAGAUAUUUUCAGCCUGAGUCACCUACAUAGAUAGAUGCCAAAUGCACAAGCUGAAGAGAACUGUUGAAUUCAAAAUGCAGUGCCCCAUAUAGCAGAACAAAAAUGUAGUGAUAAAAUGAGCUUCAUAAUAUUUAGAACUUUAGCCAGAAUGUUUUAAAGCAGUGAAGAUUUGUUAUCAACCUCCAAGGAGUAUAUGGGCUGAAAGUGGUUAUAAAAGUUGUUAAAUUUUUGUGUCAUUCUACUGCCAUGACGUGUUAAUGGUAUUUAUUCUCAAACUAAAUACUGAGAAUCAAAUGACUGACAGCGUGAACUCCAUUUUAAUGAAUUGUAUGUUCUUAUUCUAUACAGAUGUUUCAUAUGUUGAUAAGUGGGAGCACUAAAAUUGUUAAUCUUAAAUUUUCACUAGAGAUAUCCGUAAAAUGUGCCAUCAAGUAGUUCAGCCAAUACAACAAAAGUUUAUGAUUAAUAACAAAGUGCUGGUGUUCAGGCAAUAAGUUUUAUGAUUUAUCAGUGACAUGUAGUGAAAAGUGGAUUAACAAUAUUUUUAAUAAUAUCAUAAAAAUCAAAAUAGAUGCCAGUAUUUACCACAGUAUCAAUUUUUAUUUUCAUGUUAAACAGGGAGGAUUGUUAAAUGUAGUAUUGAAUAAUUAAGAUGUUGACGAGUGAGUGGCUUACUUUCCUGUGCUUGUUGUAUGAGGAGAUAUGUUAAGAGAUGUAAUAACAUUAUGAAUGUUUUAUGGUAAUUUUUAUUUUAUAUUUUGUACAAUUUUGUAACCAUUAAAUAGCAUCACUAAUGAUGUACAAGUGAAGAACUAUGUUUUACAAGUUAAAGUUGUCAAGUGUCUCUCAGGGCACUACUGCAGCUGUUGUUGAAUAUUUUGUGCAUUAGAAAAAGGUACAAAAAUACUGUUUAGUAUUUUUAUACAGAUGCACGAUUUAUUGUGUUUUGAAAGUGUAAAACAAGUGUUAAAUGUUGAAAAUCCUGUGGCCUUCCACGUGGUUCCACAAUAGAUACAACAAUUUUUACUAGAGAAUUCGUUUAAAAUAUAUGCUGCCUUUAUUCAGAAAUAGUGCCUGUUAUAUUCGCCGAUAACAUCUAAUUACAGGUGAAAACAAUCAAUAAUCAUUGCAAUAAUCUGAGACUGACUGUAUUUCUCUUUGCAGAAAAUAUUUAUGGGCUGAAUUGAGGGAAACUGUUAGUAUAUAUUACAUAUGCUUUACUUGUUAAAUGCACUUGACAUCUUGAAAUGAUAUGCACUAUUUCCAGAUGUCAGUAUUGCCUUUUUCAUUAAUAAUGUUCAGUUAGAGAAUAACAGCCCAAAAUAAAGGAAAAAUGUGAUAUCUGUACAUCAAUUUCAACCAGAAAAUUCUGACAAUUAUUAAAAAAAACAAAAAUGCUUAUUGUACUAUACGAAUAGCCGUGCCACAGUUUCAAUAAAAAAUAACAAUGGAUCUAGAUUGUUAUCAAUCACAGAAUUCACAAUAAAGACUACUCCAGAUUUGUUGAAA